AUGAUUGGCGCACCGCGAAUCCUCAUGCAAUUGGUGGUGCUGAUCACAAAUUUCAACGGUGUUAUGCCUAUGGAUUUGCACCUAUGUGAGUUUUUUGCUGGAUGCAUGGCGGUCACCGGGGUUUGGACUCGGGCUGGCUACCGCGCAGCUCCGUUUGAGAUCCUGCUCGACAGUUCUUGGAUGGAUAUAUUAACUCCUCAGGGGUUCUGCUUGGCUAUAUGCAUGGCACUACGUAUGCGGCGUGAGGCAUUUGCAAUGCUCGCCACAGUCUGCUCGUCAUGGGUCUUUGUCAGUCGUUCGUCGAGCCAUGGCACGCGUGUGAUGUUCCAGGUGUCAGCAUCAAACCAAAAGAGUAGAUCUAGCUUUAAGGAAAUGGUUGCCAAGAUGACGCUUAUCCUGUACAUCUUGGAAUCCCGUCGAUGCUACUGGUGCUAUGAACAGCCUUCUUCAAGCAUGUUGUGGUCACAUCCACGCAUGCAGGCCUUUUUCAAGAAGGUCACAUGCUUCAAAGCGUUCACUUACAUGGGAGCGUAUGGGGCAUCAACUCCCAAACCCACUCAUUUGGUUGCUUCGCGGGCAUCUGUGUGGAAAUUUUGCAGGACCCUUCCCGAGAAAGAAUGGGGGGAGCUUGUGACUAAGAAAACAAUGCCAGAUGGCCGUGUUUCUGUUACAGGGUCAAGUGCUAUGAAAGGUAGUCAGGCCUACACCGAGGCCUUUGGCCUAGCCACUUUGGCCACAUGGUUGGAUGAAAGCGAUGAUCCAGAACCGGAUCUCACUGGCAUCAAAAUUCCCUCUGUGUGGGCACCUCUCACAAAAGACGAGAGGUGGGAGGAUGCAAAAGUGCAUGAAUGUAUGCAAUACCUCUCUGGUCUUUAG
Durusdinium trenchii is the source of this 876-nucleotide messenger RNA. The record is from the annotation of a GenBank genome assembly. Lineage: Eukaryota; Dinophyceae; Suessiales; Symbiodiniaceae.